Messenger RNA from Pisolithus orientalis, 1560 nucleotides. RefSeq lists its product as uncharacterized. The transcript is spliced from 6 exons. NCBI's taxonomy places the organism in Eukaryota, Fungi, Basidiomycota, Agaricomycetes, Boletales, Pisolithaceae. Bases 149 to 1336 code for a protein of 395 amino acids. The record is from RefSeq and is a predicted model, not a curated record.
UCUUCCUCCUUGACUAGUACAAGCAUAUAACCUCGACUUUGUGGGGUGUUCUGUAGAAACUCUUACUCCUGGUGUAGGUCAAGGUUGACAUCACUGUGCUAAACCAUUGUCAAAGCAUUGCCAGUGCUGCAAGAGAUCUUGUAGGGUUAUGCUGGGCUUGAUAUCUAGCAAGGCAUUAAUGACAAGUGUUACAGUAUUCAUGGCUGCUGAUCACUCAGCUGCAUUGUCCUUUGCUAGGCCUGCAAGAAGUCAUCUGUGUUCCCACAGUGAUCUUGCUGGGAAGUAUGGUGGACAUGAUUCUUCCAUGUCAACCAAUUGUCAGACAGCAGCUAGAGUACAAUUACAAGUAAACACAAGGCACCUUGCUACUCAUCAUAUCCAAGCAUACCAUCAACAAUCAUUGGAUAUACCUUCAUCACAAUGUCAAAAAGAAUACCAUGUCCAUGAUUCCCAUCUCUCAUCUACUCUAUACAAAACAGAAGUAUCAAAGCACAGUUUGUCACAGUCACCCCCAAAGGUAGCACAGCCUCAUGGAGUGUUGGGAAAAAGAAAGGCAGAGGUGCUGGGUUUGGAACAACCCAAAGUCAUCAGAUCCCACCUAGCUCUGCAAGAGGGGCAAGUGCCUGAUGGACUUGGUACCUUGGAAGUUGGUGGGGAGGAAAUGAACUUGGACUCUGAGGGUGACAACCUUGGCAUUUUCACUAACAUGCCACCUGCACUACCCUUGCCAGCCAAUGUUGCAGAUUUCCCAGAAAUCAGUCAUCUGCCUCCUAUGAAGGGGGAAAGUUCAGGACAUGAUGGAGGGACUCUUCCCCUUCCCAUUCCUGCUGCUGCCAGCCUCAGCAAACCAGUUGAUACUAGCAGAGGACAAAAACUUUCAAGAUCCUGCAAGGACAAACAAUCACACCACAGAUCUUGCAGCAUCAGUACAACAGCAUCAGGCAGUUCCAUUUCACUGGAGAAGACACAGGCUCCCCCUGUUGAAAGCCCACAGGAUGAGGAAGAAGAACAGAGGGGAGGCACGAAACUUGCCAGAUUCAUUCAACAACUGCACAGGGGUGGGACACUUACUUUCGAGAUAUUUGGUGAUGAAGCAACAGACUGCCCGAAACUGUUGAAUAUUUUGCAAGAGAUUGACGCCAAGAAGAAUUGGAUCACGGAGCAAGAAGCGAAAUCUACUCGCCUUGCAAAAAUUUUGAACUUGGUGCUCAAGACUUGUGAUGCUGUGGACGAGGCACAGACUGUGCGCAUUGGACGGCGCAUUCUAGACAAUUUCGCACAGAGAUUCCUGAACAGGAGAUAUCCCGGUGGAAGCGCUGGGAGUGGUGGGAACUGACGAAUGUCAAUGGGAAGCAGUAGUAGUGUGUCGUGACGACGUGAAAGGCAAUGAUGUUGUAGUCGAGCGCUUUCUGUCUGGACGUAGCUUAUCUGAUGAUCUGAUGGAUGUGUUGAGCCAAUACGCCGUUGGCUGCUGAGGCGCUGGCAGUGCUAUUUCAAGAUCACUCAGCCACUUUUAUCAUUGCACCACGGAUUGAAUCCCAAUUUCCUUCAGCUUCUUUG